Messenger RNA from Mandrillus leucophaeus (drill), 2210 nucleotides. RefSeq names its product APOBEC1 complementation factor (gene A1CF). Bases 364 to 2040 code for a protein of 558 amino acids. The transcript has 13 exons. Gene Ontology annotation, molecular function: mRNA binding. Gene Ontology annotation, cellular component: nucleus. The record is from RefSeq and is a predicted model, not a curated record. NCBI's taxonomy places the organism in Eukaryota, Metazoa, Chordata, Mammalia, Primates, Cercopithecidae.
UUUGAUAUGACGAUUAGAGCAUAACCCGAGUAACACGUUGAAUUCGCCAUAAUCAAGGAAACCUUUUCCGGGUGGGGAUCUCUGAAAUUACUCAGUGAGCAACCCUAAUUAACCUGAUUUUUUGCUGAUAAUCACUCUCAAUGGAAUCAAAUCACAAAUCCGGGGAUGGAUUGAGCGGCACCCAGAAGGAAGCAGCCCUCCGCGCACUGGUCCAGCGCACAGGAUAUAGCUUGGUCCAGGAAUUUAGAGGUUCCUAUAGAUGGAAGCAGUGUGUCUGGGCACGUGCCCAGAGCCAGAAGUGAGCAUGAGCACAGCAAUUCCUGACCUCAAAAAAAAGGAAAUAAUGCUUUGCAGUCCAUCAUUAUGCAAACUUUGCUGGAAAAGGAAAAUGGACAAAGAAAAUAUGGUGGCCCUCCACCUGGCUGGGAUGCUGCACCCCCUGAAAGAGGCUGUGAAAUUUUUAUUGGAAAACUUCCCCGAGACCUUUUUGAGGAUGAGCUUAUACCAUUAUGUGAAAAAAUCGGUAAAAUUUAUGAAAUGAGAAUGAUGAUGGAUUUUAAUGGCAACAAUAGAGGAUAUGCAUUUGUAACAUUCUCAAAUAAACUGGAAGCCAAGAAUGCAAUCAAGCAACUUAAUAAUUAUGAAAUUAGAAAUGGGCGCCUCUUAGGGGUUUGUGCCAGUGUGGACAACUGCCGAUUAUUUGUUGGGGGCAUCCCAAAAACCAAAAAGAGAGAAGAAAUCUUAUCGGAGAUGAAAAAGGUUACUGAAGGUGUUGUCGAUGUCAUCGUCUACCCAAGCGCUGCAGAUAAAACCAAAAACCGAGGCUUUGCCUUUGUGGAGUAUGAGAGUCAUCGAGUGGCUGCCAUGGCAAGGAGGAAACUGCUACCAGGAAGAAUUCAGUUGUGGGGACAUCCUAUUGCAGUAGACUGGGCAGAGCCAGAAGUAGAAGUUGAUGAAGAUACAAUGUCUUCAGUGAAAAUCCUAUAUGUAAGAAAUCUUAUGCUGUCUACCUCUGAAGAGAUGAUUGAAAAGGAAUUCAACAAUAUCAAACCAGGUGCUGUGGAGAGGGUGAAGAAAAUUCGAGACUAUGCUUUUGUGCACUUCAGUAACCGAGAAGAUGCAGUUGAGGCUAUGAAAGCUUUAAAUGGCAAGGUGCUGGACGGUUCCCCCAUUGAAGUCACCCUAGCAAAACCAGUGGACAAGGACAGUUAUGUUAGGUACACCCGAGGCACAGGUGGAAGGGGCACCAUGCUGCAAGGAGAGUACACCUACUCUUUGGGCCAAGUUUAUGAUCCCACCACAACCUACCUUGGAGCUCCUGUCUUCUAUGCCCCUCAGGCUUAUGCAGCAAUUCCCAGUCUUCAUUUCCCAGCCACCAAAGGACACCUCAGCAACAGAGCCAUUAUCCGAGCCCCUUCUAUUAGAGGGGCUGCGGGAGUGAGAGGACUGGGCGGCCGUGGCUAUUUGGCAUACACAGGCCUGGGUCGAGGAUACCAGGCCAAAGGAGACAAAAGAGAAGACAAACUCUAUGAUAUUUUACCUGGGAUGGAGCUCACGCCAAUGAAUCCUGUCUCGUUAAAACCCCAAGGAAUUAAACUCGCUCCCCAGAUAUUAGAAGAGAUUUGCCAGAAAAAUAACUGGGGACAGCCAGUGUACCAGCUGCACUCUGCCAUUGGACAAGACCAAAGACAACUAUUCUUAUACAAAAUAACCAUUCCUGCCCUAGCCAGCCAGAAUCCUGCAAUCCACCCUUUCACACCUCCGAAGCUGAGUGCCUAUGUGGAUGAAGCAAAGACGUACGCAGCCGAAUACACCCUGCAGACCCUGGGCAUCCCCACUGAUGGAGGCGAUGCUGGCACCAUGGCUACUGCUGCUACUGCUUUCCCAGGAUAUGCUGUCCCUAAUGCAACUGCACCUGUGUCUGCUGCCCAGCUCAAGCAAGCGGUAACCCUUGGACAAGACUUAGCAGCAUAUACAACCUAUGAGGUCUACCCAACUUUUGCAGUGACUGCUCGAGGGGAUGGAUAUGGCGCCUUCUGAAGAUACUUUUUUAAAUUUAAGAAUAAGACACACAAAACUCUAUUAAAAAAACAAAAACAAAAACAAAAAAAACCUCUAACUCGGUCCCCCAAUGAUCAUAAAUAAUAUCUUUCCUAAAGAAAUGCCUUUCCAGAGACAGUAUAGCUUAUAUCAAUUGUAGAAUGGUGAAG